UCCGGUGAAAGUCUCUCUGCACGUGUCCCGUUCGACGGUUUCCGGUCCGGUUAGUUAACCUGCAGGGUGUUAGAUUUUACCCAAAUUCUUUUAUUGAAAGCGUGAGAAGUGAAGACAGGAGAGGACUGUUUACAAUCAACAGGAAGUUUACUGGACGUCUGAGCACAGAACUGGAGAAUGUCUGAAGAGGUUCCACAUGAGGGGGACCAAUCCCAGUCCUCUGAGUUCCAGUCCCCAUCCCAGACCCAGUCCACCCUCUCCCCGUCCCAGGCCCAGUCUACCCAGUUGCCAUCCCAGGCCCAGUCCCCAUCACAGUCCAAGUCCCAGUCCCAGCCUGGUUCCAGCUCUUCUAGCGGGCCGACCUCAGGAAGCCAGUCAUCCAGUGGCUCUGGGACUCUGAGCAGCAUGGACACCAUCCCCGUCACUCUGCCGUCUGUCCCAGAAGAGCCCGAACCACAACCCUGGGGCCGCCUGCUGCCCAUGGCUCGAGGCUUCAGGAGCCUCGACUGCAUCGAGGAUCAGUACCUGUUUGGACGAGGCUCUAACUGUAACUAUGUCCUGGAUGAUCCUGAUGAUCGAGGAUCCAAUAAGUUCAGAAUCUACAGCAAGAAACACUUCAGGAUCUUCAGAGAGGGCAGUGAAGUGUUUGUGGAGGACUACAGUAACAACGGCACAUUUGUUGACGGGCUCCUGAUCGGUAAAAACAAGAGGCAACCCCUGGUCAACAACGCUGUGCUCGCGCUGGCUGAACAGCGCAACAAAGUGUUUGUCUUCAUUGAUCUGAUAUCUGAUGAUCAGUCCAGUUUACCUAAAGAGCUGCAGGAGAAAUAUCUGCUGACUCGACGCAUUGGCACAGGCGUGUGUGGUGAAGUCAAACUGGCCUUCGAGAGAUCAAACUGUAAGAAAUUUGCAGUGAAAGUAAUAAACAAGAAGAACUUUCAGUCUGAAGGGACAGCCACACGAAAUGCUGAGACAGAGAUAGAGAUUCUCCAGAGGAUCGACCAUCCAUGUCUCAUAAAGACGGAGGACUUCUACCAGACAGAUGACAGUUACUACAUUGUGUUGGAGUUGAUGGAGGGGGGUGAACUGUUCCACAGAGUGAAGUCUCAGCAGCAGCUCCACGAGGCCAUCGCCAAACUUUACUUCUACCAGAUGCUCAAAGCUGUCCAGUACCUCCACAGUAAUGGCAUCAUCCACAGAGACCUGAAGCCAGAGAACAUCCUGCUGUCCUCACAAGACGACGUCUGUCUCAUCAAGGUGACGGACUUUAACCAGUCCAGGAUCCUGGAGGAGGCCAUGCUGAUGAGAACUCUAUGUGGGACGCCGUCAUACCUGGCGCCUGAAGUCUUCACCCACGCCUCCACCACAGGGUACGGCCUCGCCGUGGACGCAUGGAGCCUCGGAGUCCUGCUCUUUGUCUGUCUGGGUGGUUAUCCUCCAUUUCAUGAGAGUUUUGGUCCUCAGUCGACCAUAGAUCAGAUCAUUCGAGGAGAAUUCACCAUGGUUCAGUCCAAGUGGAAACACGUCUCUGACCAAGCAAAGGAUGUGGUGAGGAAGCUGUUGGUUGUUGAUCCAAGUAAGAGGAUUACUAUAGACGAGGCUCUGCAGCACCCCUGGUUACAGGACCGUGCGAUGAUGGAGACAGCUCACACACUCAUGUACCCGCCUGGAGACGCUGCUGCCACCAUGGUGGCGGGGUUAGCCACUGGGAGGAAACGAGUGCGAGAUGGAGACGAGGAAGAGGAACAGCCGGCCAAACGAAGCCAAGCCCCGCCCCCUGCCCAGCUGUAGAGGGCCAGUCAAAUUCAGCAGGUUCCCGACGUCAUGUGACUACUGAAACACUGCACUGUAAAGUUUAUAAUGG
Molecule: messenger RNA, 1864 nt
Organism: Monopterus albus (swamp eel)
Lineage: Eukaryota; Metazoa; Chordata; Actinopteri; Synbranchiformes; Synbranchidae
Gene: chek2
Product: checkpoint kinase 2
Exons: 15
Coding region: 178-1791 (537 amino acids)
Biological process (GO): protein phosphorylation; mitotic DNA damage checkpoint signaling
Cellular component (GO): nucleus; cytoplasm
Molecular function (GO): protein binding; protein serine/threonine kinase activity; ATP binding
Source: RefSeq, a predicted model, not a curated record